Molecule: messenger RNA, 749 nt
Organism: Ochotona princeps (American pika)
Lineage: Eukaryota; Metazoa; Chordata; Mammalia; Lagomorpha; Ochotonidae
Gene: PMEPA1
Product: prostate transmembrane protein, androgen induced 1
Exons: 3
Coding region: 69-749 (226 amino acids)
Biological process (GO): negative regulation of transforming growth factor beta receptor signaling pathway
Cellular component (GO): early endosome membrane; Golgi membrane
Molecular function (GO): R-SMAD binding
Source: RefSeq, a predicted model, not a curated record
CAGUCUCAUGCGCCCCUCUUUCCACAGCGGAGCUGGAGUUCGUGCAGAUCCUCAUCAUCGUGGUGGUGAUGAUGGUGGUGGUGGUGGUGAUCACCUGCCUGCUGAGCCACUACCGCCUGUCGGCACACUCCUUCAUCGGCCGGCACAGCCAGGCUCGCCGGAGGGCUGACGCCCUGGCCUCGGAAGGCUGCCUCUGGCCCUCGGAGACCACCGUCUCAGGAGGCGGAAUCCCUGAGCCACAGGUCUACGCCCCGCCCCGGCCCACCGACCGCCUGACCGUGCCACCCUUCGCCCAGCGGGACCGCCUGCACCGCUCCCAGCCCACCUACCCGUACCUGCAGCACGACAUCGACCUGCCGCCCACCAUCUCGCUGUCGGAUGGGGAGGGGCCCCCGCCCUACCAAGGCCCCUGCACCCUCCAGCUGCGGGACCCCGAGCAGCAGCUGGAGCUGAACCGCGAGUCAGUGCGCGCACCUCCCAACAGAACCAUCUUCGACAGUGACCUGAUGGACAGCGCCAUGCUGGGCGGCCCCUGCCCCCCCAGCAGUAACUCGGGCAUCAGCGCCAUGUGCUACAGCAGCGGCGGGCGCAUGGAGGGGCCGCCCCCCACCUACAGCGAGGUCAUCAGACACUGCUCGGGCUCCUUCCAGCAUCAGCAGGGCAGCGGGCCGCCCUCCCUGCUCCACCACACGCACCUCGCCCCGCUCGAGAGCAAAGAGAAGGAGAAACACAAGGGGUACCCGCUCUAG